This is a messenger RNA of Pseudozyma hubeiensis SY62, 2907 nucleotides long. RefSeq lists its product as hypothetical. The coding region runs from base 1 to 2907 and encodes 968 amino acids. Gene Ontology annotation, molecular function: antiporter activity. Gene Ontology annotation, biological process: proton transmembrane transport. NCBI's taxonomy places the organism in Eukaryota, Fungi, Basidiomycota, Ustilaginomycetes, Ustilaginales, Ustilaginaceae. The record is from RefSeq and is a predicted model, not a curated record. Gene Ontology annotation, cellular component: membrane. The transcript has a single exon.
AUGACAAGGUUCUUGGUCCCACGCGCUGCUGACAGCGUCAUCGGCGGCGCGGAUCCCACCAAGUUCGAGACGUCCAACCCUCUCAGACUCUUCAUUAUCCAAGCCGCCAUCAUCAUCAUCGUCACCCGCGUCCUCGGCUUUGUUCUUCAAAAGCUUCGUCAGCCACGUGUCAUUGCAGAGGUCAUCGGCGGCAUCUUGCUCGGCCCCACCGCCAUGGGCCGCAUUCCUGGCUUCACGCAGCACAUCUUUCCUUCGCCGUCCCUUCCGUACCUCAACCUGGUUUCCACCCUCGGUCUCGUGCUUUUCCUCUUCCUCGUCGGUCUCGAAGUCGAUGUCCGAGUCAUUCGUCGCUGCGCCAAGGAGUCGACAGCUAUCAGUCUCGCAGGGAUGGUGCUCCCUUUCGGCAUGGGCGCUGCUGUGUCCGUCGGCAUCUACAACACGUUCAUCGACAAGAACAACGUCUCAUUCGGCCACUUUAUCCUCUUCACCGGCGUCGCCAUGGCCAUCACCGCAUUUCCCGUGCUGGCGCGUAUCCUGACUGAAACCAAGCUCUUGUACACCAAGGUCGGCGUCAUUGUCCUCGCCGCAGGUGUCGGGAACGACGUGGUCGGCUGGAUUCUUCUUGCUCUGACGGUAGCCUUGGUCAACGCCGACACCGGUCUCACCGCCCUGUACAUUCUCCUGUGCGCUGUCGGCUGGGUCCUCAUCCUCUUCUUCCUCAUCAAGCCCGCAUUCAUCUGGCUCGCUCGUCGAACCGGAAGCUUCGAGAACGGGCCGAAUCAGGUCAUGAUCAUGAUCACACUUCUGCUCGUUCUCGUCAGUGCUUGGAUCACCGACAUUAUUGGCGUACAUCCAAUCUUUGGUUCGUUCCUCGUCGGUCUCAUGAUCCCACACGAGGGCGGCUACGCCAUUGCGCUCACCGAAAAGAUGGAGGACCUGGUUCUCGUCAUCUUCCUCCCCAUCUAUUUUGCGCUCUCUGGUCUCAAGACCAACCUGGGUGACCUCAACUCGGGCAAAGCCUGGGCAUACACGGUGGCCAUCAUCGUCAUUGCCUUUUUCUCCAAGUUCAUCGGCUGUGCCGCUGCGGCCAAGGCGUUUGGCUUCAACUUGCGCGAGUCGGCCGCUGUAGGCACUCUCAUGUCGUGCAAAGGUCUCGUCGAGCUCAUCGUGCUGAACAUUGGUCUCUCGGCUGGUAUCCUCGACACGCGCGUAUUUUCCAUGUUUGUGCUCAUGGCUGUCGUGUCGACGGUGAUCACCACGCCACUCACGCUAUGGAUCUACCCAGAGAGCCAUCGCACCCGUCUCGACGACACUUCGGUUCACUCGCAUCACGGUGGUAAGACCGCUUCCGGGGAGGAAGAGGAUGACCACGACGUCAGCUCGCGUUUGUCUCCGAAGCGUCUACUCGUGGUUCUCAGCAGCUUCGAGCACCUCCCCGGACUCAUGACCCUGGUGCAGCUCAUGCAACCUACCUUGGCCGCUGCAAACAACGACGCCGCUGCAUCCAACGGACUGCGCCAUCGUCGAUCCAAGCAGACCUCGUCAGGUUCUGAGGCCGAAGCAGCCGAAAAGUCGAUCGAGACCGGCGACGAGGACGACCCGUCCGUCAGCGGUGCCGAGUACCAGACGCCCGUCUUGGCUUCGGAGGCGCCGUUCGCAUCUGCCGCGCUCGCAGGACGCUCGCAGGCCCAGAUCAGCAUCGAUGCGCUGCGACUUGUCGAGCUCACCGACCGAACGUCGGCCGUGAUGAAGGUGUCAGAGUCCGAAGACACGAUGCGCGCCGACCCCAUCAUCAACGUGUUUCAGACGUUUGCUCACCUCAACGGCCUGCCCGUCCAGUCGACCAUGUCUGUCAUCCCGCAGGAAGAGUUUGCCACAGCGGUGACGCGUCGUUGCAGAGCUGCCGGAUCCAACUUUAUCAUUUUGCCGAUGACUCUGGCGCAGGCUCCUGCCAGUGGAGGCGGGACUGGUGCUGGAGCUCCGGAUGGUGCUGUCGCUGGUCCCUCGUCUCCUUUGGCUGCGACGCUAGCCAAUCCACUCGAGAGUCUGUUCAGCGUUGGGUGGGCGUCGGCUCCUUCCGAAAGUCUCAAGGGACGAUACUCGACGCAGCACUUCAACGUGGUCCGCAAGAUCAUCCAGACGGCCGAGACCGAUGUCGGAUUGCUGAUCGAACACAAAGCCGCGCCGUCGGGCCGGGAGAGCCACGGCAGCGCCCAGAUCUUCUCACGCGUCGGAUCGCAGCCGAUCCUGCUGGCCUUCAUGGGCGGACCGGACGAUCGAGCUGCGCUCGACCUGGUGGCUCGACUGUGUGCCAACAACCGCCACCUCUCGGUGCUCGUGGUGCGCAUGACGCGCAUCUCUUCCGAAGAAGCAGGCGAAGAUCAGCUGCCCACCGUGCCGCCCACGGUGCACCACGAGAUCAGCCUGAACUAUGCUCAACAAGCAGCGCUCCGAGCAGGUGGAAGCAAUAUGGACACUAUCUACCCCACGCAGCAUUCGGGCGCGCGCUCCGGCGAACCCCUGCAAUCGGCGCUCGAAGCGACGCUGGAAGACGAUCUCGCGCUGCAACGCGUGCAAGACCAGAUCGCGUCGGAUCGCUUCAGCGGUCGACUCACCAUCGAGGACGUCUCGACGGCUCGACCGCUGCGCCAACUCAUCGAGUUGACGCGGAAGCAUCGGCCCGCCAUGGUGGUCGUCGGUAGGGGAAGGAGGAAUCCGACACAGACGCAUCGGGAUGAGCUCAAGGCGUUGAUUGCACAGCGCAACGGAGGUGGGGAUGCGGUGGAGAGGCAGUUGAACAGUGAGAUGACAAAGGUGAUUGGGGAGGCGGCGACGAGUUUGAGUUUCGGGGAUGUGGGGAGUACGUUGGUGAUCGCUGCCGGGUUUAGGGCUGGUAGGAGGUCGUAA